GGAAUUGAACUUGCAAGAAUUGAACUUGCAAGAGAUGAAAUUAUUAUUCUGAAAGCACAGAGCCAAGUACAAAACAAGACAGGACUCUAGAAGAGAUCACCUCAGAGAAGUGGCACCAGUCAUUGAUACUUUUCCUUGCAAGGGAAAUUUUCUCAAAAGGUGUGAUGGAGUCUUCAGCUUCCUGUUUACCUGGAUUCUUCUUGGUCUUCCUUCUCUUACAGAUCACAGUACUCACCCAAGCUAUGAGCUUGGAUAUACAGAUUAACAUCCGGGUUCCAAAUACAGAAGGGGUACUGGUGGAAUGUGCUUCAGGAAGUUUGAUCCCACCUGCUGAGAUGACAUGGAAAGACAGCAAGGGGAAUAUAAUUCCACAUUCAACCACAUUUGACUCUCAGGAUAGAGCUGGGUUGUAUUUGAAGAGCAGCAUUCUUCUGAAGAACAGAGUACAAGGUCCUAUUACUUGCUCCAUUUACAAUGUAACUACUAAUCAGGAGAAAAAGAGAAGUAUUGUCCUACCAGAUGUCCUGUUCAAAUCGGAGUAUAUGUCAUUGAUGUCAAACAAAUUUUCAUGUCCUUUAAUGUAUUUAAGCAUUAUACUUUUUCUUAAUUUUCUCAGAGGAAUACUUGUUUUCUGUUGUCUCAAAGGAAAACCUGUUUAUUUCAGAAAACUAAUGAGUAGAAUCAAUGAAGGUUUGAAUAGUAAAAUGAGAGCUUGUUGUCCACUUAUCUGGGAGUGUCUGCUGUUAGUUUUGUAUAUUUUCUUUCUCCCUCUCUACUUGAAUUUCAGGAGCCAAGCUUCUAUUUUGGAUGAUGCAUACCCAUUGUAUAGUAACUGGCUAUGGGACAUAUGCAUAAUCUUGGUUGUAAUGAUGAUAUUUUUCACUGGGCUCAUUUUGUUUCUGCUUUGGACCCUAAACCGUUAUGGUCAGAUGUCCUGCUUAUCCUCUAUGAAUAUGAAUCUUUCCACACACGACUCUAACCAAAAUAGUUCUCAGUCUGCUGAGUUCCAAGAAAAUUGUGAUGUAAACCGCAACAUGUUCCUAGAAACUGGUGAAGAGGCAAUACUUAGUCAGCACCAAGAAAAUUAUGAACUGGAGAGCUUCAACCCUCUUCAGCCCUUAAGAUUGGAUUGCAGUCGCAACUGAAAAACUUGAGGCAGUAAAG
This is a messenger RNA of Rattus rattus (black rat), 1164 nucleotides long. RefSeq names its product selection and upkeep of intraepithelial T-cells protein 10-like. Gene Ontology annotation, biological process: T cell receptor signaling pathway; regulation of cytokine production. The record is from RefSeq and is a predicted model, not a curated record. NCBI's taxonomy places the organism in Eukaryota, Metazoa, Chordata, Mammalia, Rodentia, Muridae. Gene Ontology annotation, cellular component: external side of plasma membrane. The transcript has 8 exons. Bases 165 to 1145 code for a protein of 326 amino acids. Gene Ontology annotation, molecular function: signaling receptor binding.